Messenger RNA from Clarias gariepinus (North African catfish), 1017 nucleotides. Its product is annotated as macrophage mannose receptor 1-like. NCBI's taxonomy places the organism in Eukaryota, Metazoa, Chordata, Actinopteri, Siluriformes, Clariidae. Gene Ontology annotation, molecular function: signaling receptor activity. The transcript is spliced from 14 exons. The coding region runs from base 7 to 1017 and encodes 336 amino acids. The record is from RefSeq and is a predicted model, not a curated record.
AAUGUGAUGGGUGUCCAGCCAGAUCUAAAAUGUCUAAGAAACUGGUCACAGUUAGGAGAACGCUGCUUCCGGGUAUUCACAACAACAGCAACCUGGGAUGCCUCAGAGCAAAAUUGUAUCACCAUGGGAGCGCAUCUUGCAUCUGUGCACAAUGACGAUGAGAACAAUUUUGUUGGGGCUUUAGUCUUCAGUGCAACUAAUUCAAAUCCACUAACAUGGAUAGGUGCAAGUGACCUAGUACAGGUAUGGGUUUGGGUGUGGACUGACGGGUCAGCAUUUACUUACUCACCCUGGGCUGGCGGACAGCCUGAUAAUAACGGAAAUGUUGAGAAAUGUGUGGAGAUCAAUUUUGGAGGCGGUUGGAACGAUAGGAUCUGCACAAACCUCAACCCAUCAGUAUGUGCUAAGCCAGCCAUCCCAGCUAGGAUCAAAUCAGUGAUUCGACUCAAAAUAAUUUCAGAGAAAGACUUCCUGGCAUCUUACAUUGAAAACCUUCUCCAACAGGUCAGACAGAAGCUGUUAGACAGUGGAAUGCCAAGUGAUUCUACACUUCUCUUCCAAAGACUUUAUAAGAAGAGUGGCCGGCCUAACAAAAUUAUUCCAAGAGCACAACGACCAGAAAAAGCACCCAGAACAACAUCAAAAGAACUGCAGGCUUCAUUUGCCUCAGUUAAGAAAGCAGUUUGGUUGUGGACAGAUGGGUCGGCACUUAAUUACACAAAGUGGGCUAGUGGAGAGCCAGAUAAUUAUGGAAAUAAUGAGCACUGUAUGCAGAUGAACUAUGGAGGUGGUUGGAACGAUAUAGACUGCACAACUUUAAGCCCAUCAAUAUGUGCUAAGCCAGCCAUCCCAGCUAAGAUCAAAUCAGUAAUACGCUUCAAAAUAAUUUCAGAUAAGGACAUGCUGGCAUCUGACAUUAAAAACCUUCUCCAACAGGUCAGACAGAAGCUGUUAGACAGUGGGAUGCCAACUGACUCCACACUUUUCUUGCAAAGACUUUUUAAAAUCUCAACAUAG